Manduca sexta (tobacco hornworm) is the source of this 741-nucleotide messenger RNA. RefSeq names its product larval cuticle protein 65Ag1-like. Gene Ontology annotation, cellular component: chitin-based extracellular matrix. The coding region runs from base 30 to 434 and encodes 134 amino acids. Gene Ontology annotation, molecular function: structural constituent of chitin-based larval cuticle. The transcript has 3 exons. The record is from RefSeq and is a predicted model, not a curated record. Lineage: Eukaryota; Metazoa; Arthropoda; Insecta; Lepidoptera; Sphingidae.
GUUUGCAUUUAAAACGGCCGCACGCGCCGAUGUCGGUACACUCAACAGCUGACCCCAGCGCAGUAGUCACCUACCUACAAACCCCACGCAAAAGCAUAAUGCAGAAAAUCGUACUCGUCGCUCUCGCCAUGGUGGCCGUCGCCCUCGCCGCGCCCCAGCAGCAACAACCACCCCAGCACGAAGUCUACAUCCUCAAGCAGGAUUCAGACGUCAACCCCGAGGGCUACAACUUCGAUUUCGAGACAAGUGACGGCACAGCGCGCCAGGAGACAGGCACGCUGAAAGACUUCGGCGACAACCACAAGGCGAUCGAGGUGAACGGUAGCUACAAAUACGUCGGCACCGACGGGCUCGUCUACACCGUCACCUUCACCGCUGACGAGCACGGUUUCCAACCCCAGGAGCACGUUGAGCACCCCGGUGCACAACAGUAAUGCGGUCAUCUCGUACCAACAAUUUGGACGAAAUAUUUCGUCCCACAUUAACAUGGACGAUAUAUUACGUCCAACACUAAUUUGGGCGAGAUAUUUCAUCCAAUAUUAAUUUGCAUGGGAUAUUUCGACCAAAAUCAACUCGGGGAAGAUAUUUGUGCCAAACCCUUGGAACAAACUUCAUCUUGGAUUUUUACCAUCUCUGCAUUGAUGCUUAAAAGUGUAGGUUUUACUACACAAAGUCACCGUUUGUAUGUUUCUAUUUUUUUAUAUUAUGUAUUUGUUGCAAAUAUAUUUUUUUAUUGAUUGA